CGGUAAAGAAGCCAAACAGGUUGGACCGAACAACACCUGAAUGGCCCCUCCUUGAAAACUUGAUUGAUUUUAAGGCAGUCAAUGGAAGCGAAUCCAUGAAAUGUCAUCUUCCUUUCGCUUGUUUGGAAAAAAUUUUUCGACUCGAUUCGAAUGCGACCGUCAAGAGGAGCGACAGAAGCUUUAGGGGUGCAACAAGACGCGACAUGACGCCGACAUUCCUUCGGGGUGAACGAGUGGUGCCGAGUUAGAUGACGAAAAGCGUCAAAAGUUGUCUUAGAAGGCUUCAUUUGGCUGGAGGGGCUAAGAGGACAUGCGUGGGCCACUUUGGAGCGCAUGUCUGCUGUUAAACAUCUUUUUCACCUUCGGCAACAGUUUGGAUGAGGAGUGCUUUCUGGGUAUUGUGGGCCAGCCACUGCACCUUUCCUGCUUCUACCCGGACGUCAUUGCUUCGGACAGUGUUUCGGUGCAGUGGAGGAGGAAUCGUGAUGAGGCGGUGCGAGGUGACGAGGACAACGAGGCACUCGCUACGGGUAACUUCACGCUAAGGAUUCCCAUUGUAGACCCCCGAGAGGACAAUGCAUCUUAUAGUGUCGUCGUGACAUUGUGGGGAAAUCAAAGUGUGGAGGCCUGCACGUUGUGCGUCAGAGUUGCUGCUCCGUUCAGCCCUCCCGAACUACAGUGGGAGGCAUCAUCAGCGAAAGACACCCCGAGCGUUUUCCAGUGCCACUCGAGCGGCGGCUUUCCCGCUCCAUCCGUCAUCUGGUUAAUUGACGGCGUGUCCUUGGAAACCUCCACAGACUCAGCGCAAACCCUCUUGGAGCAGCAUCCAGACUCGCACCUCUACGACGUCACCAGCUACCUUACCGUCAACGUGACGGACACCAAUGUGUCCUGCGUCAUCCGCAACGACGCUAUCGACCAGACACUCACCUCCACUACACACGCGGUAUGGCACGGUCCAGUGGUGACCCGAGCAUCGGACGCUUUGUGGGUGUUCAGCACCGCCCUUUGCGUGGUGGUGGGCGUCAUGGUGGCCGUGGGUUUGGCCUACCAGAUCCAUUUGGACCGUGUGAGCAAGAAGAAGAAGAUGCAACACAUGAAUAGAAGGAACCGAGGUUACAGGAGACGUCAGUCCACCGAGGAGACAGAAGUGAUCACGUUGCAGUCGUUCAACGCCUAAACGAGUGUGUUGUCAGAAAAUUUUGUUUUUCUCAUUAGCGCCUCCACUGGAAAGUUGGAAAAUUGCGCUGACCACAGUUUUAAAAGUAGAUGUACAUGAGUAUUGUGAGAAAAUGUGUGAAACACUUUAAAGGACUGAACUGAAUAAGAAUUGAACAAGAAUUUUUGUUGAAGACAAAUUUCAUAGAAAAGUGCAACUGAUUUAUGUUAAGUUUUUUGUCCUAAAAUGGCAUGAAAUAAUUUUGGGAGGUUUGGAGAAGGAAAAGGUGAUGAGUUUGUUUAUCGUUGCCCAAAGAUUUAAUGUUAAACUUAGAAUUGUUAACAUUUUCACCAACUUUUAAGCUAUUAAGAUGUUUUUUCCCCAAUAAAAAAAUGUGUUCUUGAUGUGUCUUCACUAUUAUUGUGCAAGAUUCCAGUCAUAGUAGGAAAGAUUUUUAAUAGGGCUGUCAAAAUUAUCGCGUUAACGGGUGGUAAUUAAUUUUUUUAAUUAAACAUGUUAAAAUAUUUGACGCAAUUAACGCACAUGCCCCGCUCAAACAGAUUAAAAUGACAGCACAGUGUUAUGUGCACUUGUUACUUGUGUCUUUUGGAGUUUUGUCGCCUUCUGCUGGCGCUUGGGUGCGACUGAUUUUAUGGUUUUCAGCACCAUGAGCAUUGUGUAAUUAUUGACAUCAACAUCUACUAUUUUUUUUUUGAUUGAAAAUUUUACAAAUUUUAUUAAAAGGAAAACAUUAAGAGGGGUUUUAAUAUAAAAUUUCUAUAACUUGUACUAACAUUUAUCUUUUAAGAACUACAAGUCCUUCUAUCCAUGGAUCGCUUUAAAAAAAUGUUAAUAAUAUUCAUGCCAUCUUGUUGAUUUAUUGUUAUAAUAAACAAAUGCAGUACUUAUGUACAGUAUGUUGAAUGUAUAUAUCCGUCUUGUGUGUUAUCUUUCCAUUCCAACAAUUUACAGAAAAAUAUGGCAUAUUUUAUCGAUGGUCUGAAUUGCGAUUAAUUACGAUUAAUUAAUUUUUAAGCUGUGAUUAACUCGAUUAAAAAUUUUAAUCAUUUGACAGCCCUAAUUUUUUUUUCGUCUUUAUUGCCAUAUUCCAUAUUUUGAAGUGUUUUUAAGUUUGUUUGUUUUUUUUCUUUAAAUAUUAGUAUCCAUUUUUUGUUUAAAUUUGGGUUUUCUGUUCAUAUAGUAGCAAUGUCACCCUCAUAAAUAAACUAAGACAGAAUGUGCUCUUAUUGGUCAGUAAACUUGUCUUUUUAACAUGUCAGUUUUGUUGUUUGUCAGUUUGCUUUUUUGUACAGGUGGUCUGAUUAGCAUGUUAUUUUCUAUUUGAUUAUUUUGAUUGUUAAAA
Messenger RNA from Corythoichthys intestinalis (scribbled pipefish), 2522 nucleotides. Its product is annotated as T-lymphocyte activation antigen CD80-like. Gene Ontology annotation, cellular component: external side of plasma membrane. The transcript is spliced from 5 exons. Gene Ontology annotation, biological process: positive regulation of T cell proliferation; negative regulation of T cell proliferation; cell surface receptor signaling pathway. The record is from RefSeq and is a predicted model, not a curated record. NCBI's taxonomy places the organism in Eukaryota, Metazoa, Chordata, Actinopteri, Syngnathiformes, Syngnathidae. Bases 311 to 1180 code for a protein of 289 amino acids.